This is a messenger RNA of Sphaeroforma arctica JP610, 811 nucleotides long. RefSeq lists its product as hypothetical. The record is from RefSeq and is a predicted model, not a curated record. Lineage: Eukaryota; Ichthyosporea; Ichthyophonida. The coding region runs from base 131 to 613 and encodes 160 amino acids. The transcript has 7 exons.
GCAGAAACAACCGAGAGGACCUGCAAAAGGGAUAAAAAACAGAGACUUGAUAGCCGACCGGAGGGUUCUAACAGCCCCCGUCACACACAACCAUGAGCACCAACACCUGGGGGGUGGGAUUUCGCCGAGAAUGCAAAGGAAGACGAAUCCUGAGAGACGCCAACGGACCCGAACGAACAGUAAAAGGGGCACUAUGGACAAGCUGAAUAUGAGCAGCGACGACGUGGAACAACUGCGACAAGCAUUCUUAUUACAAUCGGCGUCCAGUCUGUCGGAAAGCGACGCCAUGAUCCCUCGAAUGAGCUUCUGCAUUCCGCACCGCUUUCAGAUUUCGCCCGCCAAAUUCUUCUCACAUAGCACCUGCGGACACUGUGCGAAGAAACCCAACUACAAGCAGAAGGCCUGGAAGUGCACUGAGUGCGCCAUGGUCGCCCACGACGAAUGCAAGUCACACAUACUGCCCAAGUGCGGGCUGCGUGAUCUCGACUUGGGCGUGAAUGUACAAACCAACGAUUCGCUCAAACUCUCAAUGGUCGAAGCCGCCACGCGGCAGGGCAGGUACAUUCCAUUCAUAGUGGAGGCGCUGCUCAUGAAAAUGACAAGGAGGGCGUAGAUCAAGAGGGCAUAUACCGAGUCUCUGGCACACACACUGAGGUAACAGACCUACUCCAAAUGUUCACCUACGGAAAACCGAAUCUACACAAGGUUGAUGUACACUCGUGCACGGGAUUGCUGAAGAAAUAUUUUAGGGAAAUAAUACCAGAGCCUCUACUAACAUACGAGCUCCAUGACGAUCUCAUUCGGAUUGUGG